GUUCUUCGUUCUUAUCAUUUUUUUUUUGCUCCUCUUUUUUUUUCCCAGAGACGAAUCUUACAGUGUUGUAGAUAAUACGUUGUUCUUCGCGAUCUCUAUUGAGGAUUCCUCUUGUCGAUCUCCAUCUUCUGAUCUUCGAGGUGGAUUUGUUAUUGUUAGCAAUUUUUGGAUUAGGGUUCCAGCGAUCUUUGAGUCCGGACUGUCGCAUAGCCUUCUUGAAUCCAUGGACAAGAAGAAGGUGGCAGUUCCUCUUGUGUGCCAUGGGCAUUCGCGACCCGUCGUGGAUUUGUUCUACAGCCCUGUUACCCCGGAUGGAUUCUUCCUGAUCAGUGCAAGCAAGGAUGCAAAUCCAAUGCUUAGAAAUGGUGAGACUGGAGAUUGGAUUGGAACAUUUGAAGGACACAAAGGUGCAGUUUGGAGUUGCGGCCUUGAUACCAAUGCUUUGCGUGCAGCUACUGGAUCAGCUGAUUUUUCUGCGAAAGUAUGGGAUGCUUUAACUGGGAAUGAAUUGCAUUCAUUUGAACAUAAACACAUUGUCCGAGCGUGUGCCUUCUCUGAGGAUACACACCUUCUGUUGACUGGAGGAAUUGAAAAGAUACUACGGACAUUUGAUUUGAAUCGUCCAGAUGCACCUCCAAGAGAAAUUGAUAAAUCACCUGGUUCAGUCAGGACAGUUGCUUGGCUUCAUAGUGACCAAACGAUACUUAGUUCUUGCACUGAUAUGGGAGGUGUGAGAUUAUGGGACACCAGAAGUGGAAAAAUUGUGCAAACACUUGAAACCAAGUCACCUGUUACUAGUGCUGAAGUUAGUCAAGAUGGUCGAUAUAUCACGACUGCUGAUGGCUCAACUGUCAAAUUCUGGGAUGCAAAUCAUUUUGGGCUUAUAAAAAGCUACGACAUGCCAUGCACUGUGGAAUCUGCUUCACUUGAGCCCAAAUAUGGAAACAAAUUUGUUGUUGGAGGAGAAGAUAUGUGGAUUCGUGUCUUUGAUUUCCAUACGGGUGAAGAAAUUGUCUGUAACAAGGGUCACCAUGGUCCAGUUCACUGUGUGCGCUUCUCUCCUGGUGGCGAAUCAUAUGCCUCUGGGUCCGAGGACGGCACCAUCAGAAUUUGGCAGAUGGGUCCGGCCGUGGCUGACGAUCAUGAUGCUUACAGCGCAAACACGUCUCCUGGGAAACAAAAGGUUGGUGCUGAUGACGUCGCUCGUAAGAUCGAGGGUUUUCACAUCACCAAGGAUGAACUGAAGGAAUAGGCUUUGCACCCACAGAUCGCAAGCUGCAUUCCGUUGGUUCAAUGUAUGCAAGGGCUUAUUGCUAUUUUCAUUUUUGUAAGGCCAUGCACACGGUGAUUUCUAUGAUGCCUCACCAGUUAGAUCUCUUAAAACAGAAAUCCUUCCCUUCUGUUUCAGAUUUGUCAACUCAAUUUCAAUAACCUCUAUUCCUGCAAUCCCUAGUGCAAAUGUUAGUCAUAUUUGUCAAGAAAUCCAGUGACAAUUUUCCA
Messenger RNA from Zingiber officinale, 1500 nucleotides. Its product is annotated as serine-threonine kinase receptor-associated protein-like. NCBI's taxonomy places the organism in Eukaryota, Viridiplantae, Streptophyta, Magnoliopsida, Zingiberales, Zingiberaceae. Gene Ontology annotation, cellular component: SMN complex. Bases 224 to 1252 code for a protein of 342 amino acids. Gene Ontology annotation, biological process: spliceosomal snRNP assembly. Gene Ontology annotation, molecular function: protein binding; RNA binding. The record is from RefSeq and is a predicted model, not a curated record. The transcript has 7 exons.